Molecule: messenger RNA, 963 nt
Organism: Leptonychotes weddellii (Weddell seal)
Lineage: Eukaryota; Metazoa; Chordata; Mammalia; Carnivora; Phocidae
Source: RefSeq, a predicted model, not a curated record
UAGGGAGCGCGAACGUGCGGGGCGUGCAGGGCUGGGGGGUGACGGUGGAGGCAGUGAUACUCUUUCGUUCUUGCUUGGCCUUGGCUCCCGGCUCCUUCGUAGCGACACCCUGCUGUCUGCUCUUUCUCCCUUGAAGCAGAUUAUCUGGAACCCAAGAUCAGAAGUUGUUUUUUUAUGGACACAGUGGCCCUACCGAACCUCUGCGGGAGAUGAACAGGAAUAGGGCUUGGGAAUGCCAGGCGCGCCAGGCACGCUGAGGCUUAUGAGAAAGGGGCUUUAGUCCAGCCAGAUUUGACGCCCACUCGAAAAUGGAGUUAAAACGCUCCGAAGUUCUUUCUCAAGCAAGCCUGUUAGGGUGGUCAGUUACAGAACCUGGACCAAGUGUUACUUCUGUGUGUCUGCCAGGAGAGGUGCCAGAAAACAAUACCCUUCUUUGGGGGCGUGGGGCUGGGCAAUGGGGGCUGAUGAAAGAAGUCUCUUUGGACUCUUUGAGCUCUGAGUUUGACCAACAUUCAGAAUACAGAACACCAAACUGCAAUCAGUAUAAAUUACCAGGAUGUCCCAGAGACUUUAGCCCCGUGUGUGGAAGCGACAUGUCCACUUAUCCCAACGAGUGUACUCUGUGUUUGAAAAUCAGGGAAGAUGGGCAUGAUAUUAAAAUAAUCCGGAGUGGGCCAUGUUGAUGGAGCGGUUUAUAGAAGAGAACUUGGAGAAACCACCUUCAACAGUAUGCUGGAUGAAUUCCAUUUCCCCUUUUCUCUUUCCUAUGUUCCUUUGCAUGGGAUUUGUUAGCCCACACUUUCUGAGAGGAGGUGUGGAAGAGAGCUAUGUGCAGUGACUGAUAAUUAAAACAAACACAAAAAAAUCCUUGUUUCUUGGCUUUUGCCCCUUGAGUAAAGCUUAUUACCCAGGUGCCUUGUGCGUUGCUUUAUUUAGCUGGAAUAAAAUCAGCAUUGUCUUCAA